Molecule: messenger RNA, 786 nt
Organism: Paramecium tetraurelia
Lineage: Eukaryota; Ciliophora; Oligohymenophorea; Peniculida; Parameciidae
Exons: 2
Source: RefSeq, a predicted model, not a curated record
AUGGAUGAUAAUUAUCGAGAUGAAUAUCAAGGAUCAGAGUCUGAAAUUGUAAGAAGGUCUGAUGAGAUGUAAUUUAAGUGUAUACGCAUAUCGAUAGCAUUUUCAAUAUAUUUAAUAUUGCAAAUGCUGGCUCUCAGGAUAGAGUACUAGAUAUAAUGGAUUUAUAUUGCAAUAGUUUUCAUUAUUUGUGAUACUGUUAUAUGGAUCUUGACUAGUCUAUGGUUAUCUUAAUAGCAAUAUCCAAGAAUAGCCAAAGUGUUCUUAGGAAUAGCCUAACACUCCACUUUUGGACUCUUACCAAUUUUUGUCCUUCUUAUAUGUUUGCAGUUGGAUGAAAUUAUUAAUUCGAAUUCCAUUCUGAUCGCAUUUCCAUUGUUUGCAUGGGAAAUAAUGCUGUUGUCAUUUUUGAUUUUCAUCAUCCCAGGAUUGUGUGAUGAUAAUUAAGGAUCCAAGAAAUGGGUAGCUGUGGUUAUUCUAUACUACAUAGCUAUCAUUUACACUGAAGUGGCUACUCUAAUUCAAUUACAAUUCUAUUUUAAUUGGUUUUGGGUAACAUCUUUACUUAUCUUUACAUUGUUUUACAACAUUAUUAUACUAAUAACAGACUGUACUAUCACUGUGAUUUGGCCAUGCAUUAUUUUAGCUAUUUGUAUCUUCAGUUUAACUUAAAUGACACUUGUUUUGAAUGAUGCAAAUAAAGAUCAAAAUAAAUAAAUGCAAUACCUGGCAAUCAUACCGAUAUGUGUGAUCAGUAUUAUUAAUUUCAUUAAAUAAAUCAUAGUGUGA